AUGCUUCCGUCUCAGCUGAACAAUUCGCCAAAGCGGGCGAGUGCGUUCGUGCGAUCCUCUCCCUCACCAGCACCCCAGUCGCAAACGCGCCCUAAAUCAGCUAUCAUUGCACCAUCUCAUGGGUUAGAGAUGACCAAAGGACAUCUUCGCAACUCGUCAGUCUCACAGCUAUCGCCGACACUAUCUCCCGCCUCCAUGAACCGGGAACGGUCAAAUUCGCGCAAUAAUGUAGCAUCCGGGACUUUUGCCCCGAGCUUUAUUAAAUCCGAGGAGAUGCGACGGGGCGCGGAUGAAAUCCGAGGAAUUGAGGGAGAGAACGACUUUUCCGGCAACAAAUAUGUUUGGUUACGCGACCCACAAAAGGCAUUUGUCCGCGGAUUGGUGCUAGAGGAAUUGGAGGGAAACCGCCUGUUGGUGCAAAGUGACGAUGGCGAGCAACGCGAAGUCGACGCGGACCAAGUGGACAAGGUCAAUCCCGCCAAAUUCGACAAGGCAGAUGAUAUGGCAGAAUUGACGCACCUGAACGAGGCCUCAGUGGUCCACAACCUUUACACGAGAUACCAGUCGGAUCUGAUCUACACAUACUCAGGACUUUUCUUGGUCACAAUAAAUCCUUAUUGCCCGUUGUCUAUCUACACAAAUGAAUACGUCAAGAUGUACAAAGGGCGGGGAAGAGAGGAAACACGCCCCCAUAUAUUUGCAAUGGCGGAUGAGGCGUUCAGAAACCUGGUGGAAGAGGGCGAGAACCAAAGUAUUCUCGUCACUGGUGAAUCCGGAGCUGGUAAAACUGAAAAUACAAAGAAAGUCAUUCAGUAUCUUGCAGCAGUCGCAACUUCCGAUACCCCAUACGCGCGGUCUGGGACCAAGCAAAUAUCGAACCUUUCACAACAAAUUUUACGAGCCAAUCCUAUUCUUGAAGCCUUCGGUAACGGGCAGACUGUCCGCAACAACAAUUCCUCACGUUUCGGCAAAUUCAUUCGAAUCGAAUUCUCGAGAUCUGGUCAGAUUUGUGGCGCAUGGAUCGAUUGGUAUCUAUUGGAGAAAUCUCGAGUGGUCAAGCCAAAUCCCAACGAACGCAAUUAUCACAUCUUUUACCAGCUGUUGCAGGGUGCGGACCGCAGCACCCGAGAAAAGCUACUGCUGACCGGCCUUCAAAUCGAGGACUUUGCUUAUACACGUGAUGGUAAUGAUUCCAUUGUUGGCGUUUCCGACAAAGAUGAGUGGAAUUCCUUGAUUGAAGCUUUCCAUGUCAUGAACUUCUCGGAAGACGACCAACUCUGCAUCUUGCGAACAAUUGCUGCUGUUCUGCACCUAGGCAAUGUCACUAUUGCGAAGGAAAGUGUCCGGGCCGAUCAAGCCGCCCUUGGCACCAAUGGAUACGCAAGUGUCGAGAAGGCCUGUCAACUGUUGGGAAUUCCCGCGGAACCGUUCGUCAAAGGCCUAUUGCACCCGAGGGUCAAGGCUGGUCGUGAAUGGGUAGAGAAAGUGCAAACGCCCGAGCAGGUUCGCCUGUCGCUAGAUGCUCUGUCCAAGGGCAUCUAUGAACGUGGCUUUGGCGACUUGGUGGCCCGUAUCAACAAGCAAUUGGGCCGCUCGAUGACCGAGGAUAACUACUUCAUUGGCGUGCUUGAUAUUGCUGGAUUCGAAAUUUUUGAGAACAACAGUUUUGAACAGCUCUGUAUCAACUACACAAACGAAAAACUCCAGCAAUUCUUCAACCACCACAUGUUCGUUCUUGAGCAGGAGGAGUAUGCUCGGGAGCAGAUUGAGUGGCAGUUUAUCGAUUUCGGCAAAGAUUUACAACCUACAAUUGACCUGAUUGAGUUGACGAACCCAAUCGGCAUCUUUUCAUGCCUCGAUGAAGACUGCGUGAUGCCCAAAGCCACGGAUAAGUCUUUCACAGAGAAGCUGCAUUCUUUGUGGGAUCGAAAGACCCCUAAAUACCGAUCUUCUCGCCUUAGCCAAGGGUUUGUCCUUACCCACUACGCUGCUGAGGUAGAAUACAGCACACAGGAUUGGCUUGAAAAGAACAAAGAUCCAAUGAACGAUAACAUCACCCGGCUCCUUGCCAGUUCAGACGAUGCACAUGUUGCCAAUCUCUUUGUGGACUGCGCAGACCCCGAAGAAGGGAGCGAGAAUCCGCGAAGCCGGGUAAAAAAGGGCUUGUUCCGAACCGUGGCCCAAAGGCACAAGGAGCAGCUGUCCAGCUUGAUGGCCCAACUUCACUCCACUCACCCUCAUUUCGUUCGUUGUAUCUUGCCAAACCAUAAGAAGCGCCCAAAGAUGCUUCAUGCUCCAUUGGUCCUGGACCAGCUUCGGUGCAAUGGUGUUCUCGAAGGAAUUAGAAUCGCUCGAACAGGAUUCCCCAACCGCUUGCCCUUCGCCGAAUUCCGUCAGCGUUAUGAAGUUCUUUGCCAGAACAUGCCGAAGGGAUACCUAGAAGGACAAAGUGCUGCGCAAAUCAUGCUAGAAAAGCUUGGAAUGGACCGAACCUGGUAUCGCGUGGGCCGAACAAAGGUUUUCUUCAGGGCCGGUGUUUUGGCUGACUUGGAAGAAAAGCGUGAUAAGCUCAUUCGCAGUAUUAUGUCGCGCUUCCAAUCUGUCGCGCGAGGUUUCAUCCAACGGAGGAUUUCCAACAAGCGUCUUUACCGAGCCGAGGCUACGCGUAUCAUUCAGCAGAACUUCCAUUCAUACUUGGACUUGAAAGAAAGCCCUUGGUGGCAACUGUUCUCCACAAUGAAGCCUCUUCUUGGUGACACCCGAAACGCGAAGGAAGUCAAAAAGAGAGAUGACAAGAUCAAGGAGCUCGAAGCAAAAAUGGCUCAAGAAAACUCUGACCGACAAAAGAUCGAAGAAGAUAGACGACGCACUGAGAUGGAGAUUCAUAAAAUCCAGCAGACUUUAGAGGGCGAGCGUGCACUCGCACUCGACAAGGAGGAAAUCUUCAAGCGCCUACAACUUCGCGAGGGAGAACUUUCCGAGAAGCUCGCAGGAGCGAUCGCAGACCAGGAGAGCCUCGAGGAACAAUUAGAUGAGUUGGUCGAUGCAAAGAAGAGGACCGAUGACGAACUAGAUCUCCGAAUUACCCAGCUUGAACAAGCUGGUCAAAUCAUCCAACAACUUGAGUCAGAGAAAAAUGAACUGCAAACUCGAUUGGAAGAGGUUAAUGCCAAACUCUCUGAAGCCGACUCUCAGUUCUCCGCUAAGGACGGUGAAAUUCAAGGGUUGGGCCAGGAAAUCAAAAUGCUUCAAAGUCAUCUGAGUUUGAAGGAUCGCAAAUUGCAGGAGCUCGAAGCCAAAUUGCUAAAGACAGACCAAGACCUUGAUAUCAAGCUCGCAAACACUUCAAAAGAGCUCGACAAGUCAAAGAAAGAGGUUCGGGAGUUAGUCGAAGUGAAUCGGUCCAUCCGCCAGCAAAUAUCCGAACUGUCUACGACGUCCACAGGCUACGAGGACCUUCUUAGGCGCAAGGAGAGUGAGAUGGCCAUCCUACGCAACGAUGCCAAGAAGCACGAUGAGGAUAGAUGCAUCAUUGAAGCGGAGAAGAAAUCACUUAACACUCGUCACGAUAACAUGCAAACCCGCCUUCGAGAGGUCCAGGCAGAGAGGGAUGCUAUGCGCUCGGAGAAGGUCCAGCUCGAGCGAGAAGCUGCAGAUGUCAAGAAGUUACUCGAGACAAAAAGAUCCGAGGAUGCAGAGGCUGGCGAGAGCAGGAAACUCUUGGAACAGCAAGUCCAAGACCUGAAGGAGCAACUUUUCAAGACCGAAGCUGACCUCAGCCGUGAGCGCCAGUCAAGAGAUGAUGUUCAGAUGCUCGCUGAGCAUAACCUCAAGGACCUGUCUACUAAGUACGAAGCGCUCAAUGAGUCGAAGAUCACGAUCGAGAAAGAGAUGUACAUUCAACAAGACAGUCUUCGUCGGGCCACUGAGGCUCGUGUCGCUGCUGAAACAUCGCGAAAAGAGCUGCAAUCUGAAUUAAUUAAGCUUCGCGACCGAUUCACGGAUGCCGAAACCGCACGCUUGAAUGCAGACGCGGAAGCUGAACGCAAGAUCAAAAAGCAAGCUGAGGAGCAUAUCAUGGGGUUGCGCAAUGCUCUUGAUGAGAAAGCUCGCCAACUCGAAGAAGUGGAUGCAGAGCGCUCCCAGCUUUCCAGUCGGAUACAACAACUUAUGCAUACCAUUUCAGAGUCUGACAACUUCCGUAUUCGCCACGACCAGCAUAAGGAGCGCUUGGAGCGUGAGCUUGUGACGUUACGGGGACGACUCACGGCCUCUGAGAAUGAUAAUCGGUCCCUUCUUACCAAAAUCCAGCAAAAGAACCUUGACAUCGCUCGAUCCACAUCCAAGGCUAGCGACAACAAUCGAUUGCGCCUGCAAACCCUCCAGAAGGAGAAGACAAAGUUGGAAGAUGAGAACAAGAACAUUGGUCGCCAAAUCGGGGAUCUUCAAAUGACGAUCACGUCUCUUGAGAAGCAGAGGGAGAAGCUGACCUUGAAUGUUGAGGAUCUCAACCAUGAAGUCAACCGUGAACACAAGACCAGCCGAAAUGCCGAAAAGGCUGCCUCCACGGCCAACCUUCAGUUAGCGGAAGUAAACCGCAACCUCGAGAAUGAACGGCAGAUGCGCAGUCAAGCUCAAGCGAAUACUCGGCAGACCCAGGCUACCCUGGACAGAGCUAACAAGGAAAUUGAGGAUUUGCAUCGCCAACUCAUUCUUUUGCACCGAGUCUUUGAGCCAGAAGCAACCGAGCCAGCUCAGUCUUGGGAGGCUGUUCAGCCGCAUUUGUCCAAGCAAGUUGAUAUUGCACAAGUUCUUGACACAGUGCAACAUAGGCUACGGGUCACAGAAGAGAAGUAUGCCAGGGCUGAAAGUCAACUUGCUGAGAUGCGUCGUCGCCACGGAGACGAAAUGAAGGAACUGGAUGCCAAAUAUUCGUCCUCGAAGCGCGCUUUACUCGAAGAGAUCGACCAGAAUGAGGUAGCCAACACUCGCUCACCAGCCCACUUCCGCAAGAAUUCCGAAAAUGCUCUGAAGCGAAUUUCUAACCCGUCAACGCCCAAUCGUCGUUACCCUGCAUACGAAGGAGCCAAUGAUUCUGCCAGAUCUGACAAGACAGUUGAUACCCAAGGCUACCAGCGUCGCAUGGACACAGCCGCUGAAAUCGAGGAGCUUCAGAACAAGCUUCAAAUGACUGAGAUGCAGAAUAAGCAUCUCCAGAGCCAGCUUGAACGGUCCACCCCGUCUCGUGACAUCUGGCAGGACGAAAGCCCUUCAAUCCGUCGCAUGCACCUUCUGGAACGUGAGAACGGACGUCUUCAUGACCAACUUGAUGAUUCUGCCAAGAAGGUAUCGACAUUGGAGCGUAGCAUCCGAUCUGGCGAACUCUCUCUUCGAGACGUCCAGGCCAAAUCCCACGAAGAGCUGUACGACCUCAUUAACUCGCAGGAGCAAUCCCGUCGAUCUUUGCUCAAGGUUCACAACGACACCAUGGCCGAGUUUGCCGAUGCUAAGAGCCACUACGAAAAAUUGAAACGCAGCAAGGCGACAUUGGAGGUUGAGCUGCGUGAUGCUCGAUCCGAGACUCAAGAGAUGCAGUUCAUUCGGGACCAAGAUCUUCAAAGCCGGAAUCAACUCCUACAAGAAUUCUCAGACUUGCAAAUCCGCCUCGACGCCGAGACAUCGAGGACUGCCGAUCUUGAAUCAAGUCUUACUCUGUACAAGAGUCGGGCUGACGAGUAUUUCAGCAAGCUUGAACAGGCGGAAAUCACUGUUCUCAAGGCUAACCGCGCCGAACAGUUUGCCAAGUCACAGGGUCGAGAGGCUGAAGAGACAUAUGCUCAAAUUAUGUCUGAGCGGAAGCAGAUGGAUGAUCUUGUGGAGGAUCUGCAGCGACAGACCCAGGCCUUGGAAGCUCGAAUGGAGGACAAUGCCGCUGAGCUCCAAGGCGCUUUACAAGCCAAGCAACGUCUUCAGAAUGAGCUUGAAGAUUACCGAAACCAGCGAGCUAUUGAUCUUGAAGACAAGGAAACUUCCAUGGAACAGACCAGACAAAAAUACCAGCGGGAAUUCUCGACAAUCAAUGGAGAACUCGAGAUUGAACGCGAGCGUCUACUUAACGUCCGUGGGGAAAAUGCCCGACUCCGUGAGGAACUGGAGGAUUUGCGAAGCAAGUGGGACAAUGAGGUUCUCAACAGCUCUACUUGGUCGAAAGAGAAGUCUCGUUUGGAGUUGGUUGUGCAGGACAUCACUACCUCCCGGGAUGAGGCCAGCGCGGCCCAUAACGAAGCUCAGCAGAAGGUCGUGUCACUCCUAUCCCAGGUGCGGAACCUUCGUACCUCCAUUGAGGACACCACCGCAGAACGUGAUCUGCUUCUGAAGGACAAGAAGAUGCUUGAAGGACGCUUGGCUGAAGCCGGUGAGCGUCUCGAGGACCUUGCCAAGGGCGAAAGCCCCUCUAUGCGUAAUGCAGCCAGCAUGGAUCGUGAGCUUUUGGAGCUCAAAUCCAAGCUUGCACAGCAAGAGGAUGUCUCAUCUGCCGCUGUUGGCAAGAUGCGUCGCGCGGAUGCUUUGGCCACUGAAAUGCAGAAGGAACUCACUGCAGAACGUGAAACCAACAGCCAGCUUUUCAAGGACAAGGCGGGCUUGGAGAAGCAGCUGAAGGAGAUUCAACUUCGAUGCGUCGACCUUGAGACCAAGAGCUACUCUUCGGGCAGCCAAGAUGUGCGAUUCCUUCACAAGCGAAUCAAGGAGCUGGAGACCCACCUCGAAGAGCAAGAGAAUAAGAAUAGCGCCGAGCAGCGCUCUCUUCGUAAUGUUGACCGCACAGUCAAAGAUCUUCAAGCUCAGAUUGACCGACGGGAGAAGAUGAACGCCCAGCUGAAUGAGGAACUCAACAAGGGCCGCGACAAGAUCGAGCGACUUCUUCGCAACAUCGAUGAGCUUCAGCAAGUCGAUACAGAGACACAGAUGCAGGCGCGCCGUGCGGAGCGGGAGCUUCGCGAAGAACGGGAAAAGGCCUUGCGCCUGGAAAGGGAAUUGGAAGGGUGGAAAUCGUUACGAGUUGAACGAACCAGCACUAUCGGUCGCUUGCCCAUGGCUGCAAUGAGUGACGUGGGUAGCAGACGAGGCAGUGCUGCUUAUGGGUCUAAUGAUAUGCCCCAACGAAAGCCUAGUAAUACGAAGGGAUUUCUGUGA
This is a messenger RNA of Penicillium longicatenatum, 7194 nucleotides long. Its product is annotated as type II myosin. Gene Ontology annotation, molecular function: actin filament binding; ATP binding; cytoskeletal motor activity. The transcript has 5 exons. Lineage: Eukaryota; Fungi; Ascomycota; Eurotiomycetes; Eurotiales; Aspergillaceae. Bases 1 to 7194 code for a protein of 2397 amino acids. The record is from RefSeq and is a predicted model, not a curated record. Gene Ontology annotation, cellular component: myosin complex.